GAACACAACAUCAAGGAGGAGAAAAAGAACGAAGCACCGCCCCGCCGCCCCGAUCUGUCGACUUUCUUCACCACCCUCGAUCUCGUUGAUACCAGCGGAGACCGUCAUCCUCAGAAUGCACACUCUCUCCCUCUCCCCGGCGAUGUUUCAGCAGCCUUCCGCAGUCUUGCAAAUGCCUUCUCCAUGAUGCAGGGUGGUGGCCAUGGUCAAUCGCAAGAGAACACGGAUUCAUUGCUAGCUGGCAUGGUUGAACAGUUGAUGCAAGAGUCUGAGAAUCCUCCGAGGGAAGUCAAGGGUGUCUCGGACGAGUUUCUCGCUCAGUUAGACAGAGUGCCCAAGUCGAGCUUGAAGGACAAGGACUGCCCUAUUUGCGGCAACCCUUUCCUUGACGACCCACAUCCGCUCGUUGUUCAGCUCCCUUGCCACAAGGACCACCUCUUCGACCUCGAAUGCAUCACCCCCUGGCUCAAGUUGAACCCCACCUGCCCCCUCGACAGAAAAGAGCUGGUCAAGAAGAGAGCCCCUACACCACCUCCCGAUCAGGAAGACGGAGAAUACGAUGACAUGUAUGCAUGA
This is a messenger RNA of Aureobasidium uvarum, 576 nucleotides long. The record is from the annotation of a GenBank genome assembly. Lineage: Eukaryota; Fungi; Ascomycota; Dothideomycetes; Dothideales; Saccotheciaceae.